CCCCGGGUUCAGCCUACUUUUAAUUACAGCAUGGGACAAUUCUUUUUAAUUUGCUUGCACAUCUUGUCCUGUGUCACUCUCCUCUCCCAGAGGAAACAGAGUGGAUCCGUGAAAACCAAAGCAUACAACUAUUGACUGUCCAAAUCGGAUCCAAUUUUUUAUUUAUUUUUUGCUACAAUUUUACAAGUCUCAGUUAAAGGUUUUUUUUUAUUAUUUCUUAGACUUUUUAAAACAUUGUAGUAAGUUUUAGCAGACAGACUUACAACCCAGCCAGGAAAGGUUUGUUUUUAUAUUUGUUAGAUGCUCCUGUGCUUAACUUAAUUAUGUUAAUUAAAGUCCUUUAUUAAAGUCCUUGAGUAAGUCAAUAGAAGUGUAACAGGAAUAGCCAUGGGAAUAUUUCAGUGUAAUACGACUUCAGGGAUACCCAGCAAUGUUUGGAAUGGAAUUAAAAGCCAGAUUCAAAGUCAUGCACCCGAGGGAUUGGAACUGGAUCUGGUGCACAUGCUACAGCAGAAGCGGAUCAGCGAGUGUCCACUGCUCAAUGCAGCCAGGGAGAAUGACGUUGGGGCAAUGAAGAAACUGCUGGAUUGUGACAGCACUGACCUUUAUGUCAGAGGAGUGGUUGGAGAGACGGCUUUGCACGUGGCAGUCUUGUAUGAUAAUCUGGAGGCCACAAAGUUAUUGCUGGAAGCUGCCCCGGAUCUGGUCAACCAGACGUUCUCCUCUGACUUGUAUGGAGGACAAACUGCCUUGCACGUUGCAUCUGUCAAUCAGAACAUUAACUUGGUAAAGUUGCUGAUUCAAAAAGGUGCGGAUGUGUGUUAUCCUCGCGCCACUGGGACCUUCUUCUCCUACAGUCCGGAAAACCUCUUCUACUUUGGUGAACACGUGCUGUCCUUUGCUGCCUGUGUUGGCAAUGAGGCCAUUGUACGUUUGCUGAUAGAGAGCGGAGCCAACAUUCGGGCUCAAGACUCCCAUGGAAAUACGGUUCUCCACAUCCUCACCCUUCAGCCCAACCAGACUAUUUCCUGCAUGAUGUAUGAUCUCAUUCUGUCCUACGAUGAGAAAGGCAGCGACGUUGACGUGCAGAUGAUCCCAAAUUUCAUGGGCCUCACUCCAUUCAAGCUGUCUGCAUCCGAGGGAAACAUUGAGAUGUUCCAACACCUGCUAAAAAAACGUAAGCAGGUUCAAUGGUCUUUUGGUCCUAUAAAUUCCAUUCUGUAUGACCUCUCGGGCAUCGAUUCUCGGGAUGAGGAUCAGUCUGUGUUGGAGCUUGUGGUAUCAUCUAGAAAGAGAGAGGCUCGGCUUAUCCUAGAGAUGACCCCUGUGAAAGAGCUAGUCUGUUUAAAAUGGCAGAGCUGUGGUCGACCAUAUUUUUGGCUCUUAGCUGCAAUCUACUUCAUGUAUAUGGUAUUCGUUACUGUGAGUUGCACCUACCGGCCUCUGAAGUCCAUUCCAAAGGACAACGAUUCACGAAAUUCCAUCAUCAUGGUACAAAAGCCUCUGAGCGAGGCCUAUGCUGCUUAUGAAGAUCAACUUCGCCUGGGCGGGGAGCUGAUCAGUGUUAUUGGAGCAAUGGUUAUUUUACUUCUCAUGAUUCCUGACCUCCUACGGGUUGGAGCUACCAGAUAUUUUGGACAGACAGUUCUUGGUGGACCUUUCCAUAUCCUAAUAAUAACGUUUGCCUGUAUGGUGAUGGCAGUUUUGGUAAUGAGGGUCACCAACAGCAAUGGGGAGGUAGUCCCUAUGUCGGUAGCAUUGGUGCUUGGAUGGUGUUACAUCCUGUAUUUCACCCGAGGCUUCCAGAUGCUCGGACCUUUUACCAUCAUGAUUCAGAAGAUGAUAUUCGGAGACCUGUUGAGAUUCUGCUGGCUCAUGGCGGUUGUCAUUCUUGGAUUUGGUGCAGCAUUCUAUGUCAUAUUUCAAACACAAAACUCAGGAGAUCUGGGGCAGUUCAUGACAUAUCCAAUGUCCCUGUUCAGCACUUUCGAACUGUUCCUGACCAUCAUUGAUGGUCCUGCUAAUUAUAGCGUGGACCUUCCCUUCAUGUUCAGCGUGAUGUACUCGGCUUUUGCAAUAGUUGCAGCUCUUCUGAUGCUGAAUCUGCUGAUCGCCAUGAUGGGAGACACUCAUUGGCGGGUGUCCCACGAAGGAGACGAGCUUUGGAGGGCUCAGGUUGUAGCCACUACCCUCAUGCUGGAACGGAAAAUGCCAAAAAUCCUCUGGCCUCAGGUGGGAAUCUGCGGGAGAGAGUAUGGUCUUGGCGACUCUUGGUAUCUUCGAGUUGAAGAGCGUAAGGAUUUGAAAAUGGAAACAGUGAAGCAAAAUGCAGAUGCAAUUCAGAACAAUGACAACAAACAGGAUGGAGUUGGGGAUAACCAGUCUCAGAAGUUUGACUUCUCAAAUGAAAGGAUCAUCAACAAGCGAGUUUCUAUAUCAGAAAGUCCAGCUUUGCUUCGUAAAAUAUCCCAACGGAAAGUGAGCAGAGGCUGGAGUAUUCUAAAGAAAGCCACCCUCGAGCAGCUACAGGGGAAAGUAAAUUAUGCUUUGGAAACUGAAGAAAACAUCUAUAAUGUAUGAGUCCAAUAUCAAGCUGAUAUUGUGAAGAUUCAGAGAUCUGUUUGAGUAGGAAUUUGCCAUUUUUUGGAUUGUUGGGAAUAACAUCAUUGCUUUACAUUUGUUAUUCGAAAUCUUGGAUUGUGUUAGAAUUUGAGAGGGAAAGGAACUCUACAAUACAAGAUACAUGGCAGUGUUUUUAUACCUAGUCUUUGUGGACCAACAAUUGAGAAACAAAAUUCCUUUCAAAGGAUACUAAAAGUUCUUGGACUGAAUUUCCGAAUUGUCAGACAAUAGGAAGAACUAGUAUGCAUUAGAAAAACUUUGCCAGUGACAUCAAAGGUGGACUACAGUAAAGACCUUUCCUUUUCCUUAUAAUAAGGGAUGUAGAAGGCAAUGGUACCUUUUUACCACUCAAACAAAAAAAUAAGGCUGGAAUUAUACUUAUGCACUUGUUAGUUACCUACAUUUUCUCUGUUUGAGAUUGACUUUCAUUUACGUCGCCGAUGGAUUGACUGCAUAAGAGCUAGGAACGUCUUGAUCUUUUCAUUGCUAUAGUCUGAAAGCCCAUUGUAAACAAACAUUGGCUUGUGUCUUUAAGCUUGGAAUGGAAUUUUAAUGGACCUUGGACAUGCAGGUCUCAGUUGGCUUCAGUGGAAUAAGAUGCACAGGAUGUGUUAUGGUACUAUAGCCAUCAGCACUUUAAAUGAACCCUGUACAAGAGGGCAUUCCCAAUGGCAGAAAUUCAGCUCUUUGUAUUGUGUUUCUUGUUAAGAAAAUGUUUGGCUAUGAAAGAUGACAUGGAUGAAUCUGUCAACUGAACUCGAGACUCUGCAAUACCCCCAGUGUCUCAUUACUUUGGGGAACAAUAGCAGUUACUUAGCAAGGUUCAGACAACAGACUUUUUUUUUUUUUUUUUACUUUAUUCCUGGAUCCUGCUCCAACCAUGCCAAUCAGCUGCAUGGCAUAAAAAAAUCUAUUUGAGUAUUCACUAUGCCAAGAUAUUUUACUU
This is a messenger RNA of Rana temporaria (common frog), 3568 nucleotides long. Its product is annotated as transient receptor potential cation channel subfamily V member 6-like. Gene Ontology annotation, biological process: calcium ion import across plasma membrane. The coding region runs from base 388 to 2580 and encodes 730 amino acids. The transcript is spliced from 15 exons. The record is from RefSeq and is a predicted model, not a curated record. Gene Ontology annotation, molecular function: protein binding; calcium channel activity. NCBI's taxonomy places the organism in Eukaryota, Metazoa, Chordata, Amphibia, Anura, Ranidae. Gene Ontology annotation, cellular component: membrane.